Rotaria sp. Silwood2 is the source of this 1770-nucleotide messenger RNA. The record is from the annotation of a GenBank genome assembly. NCBI's taxonomy places the organism in Eukaryota, Metazoa, Rotifera, Eurotatoria, Philodinida, Philodinidae.
AUGGCUCGUGUAAUGACUAAUAAUAAUGGUAAUACAUCUUUACCAACUACAACACCAUUUAUGGAUCGAUUAUCACAUUCAGUUAUUAAGGAAACGUCAAAAAGUUUGAGAUAUUAUAUUGAUGUAAAACGUCGUGAAAAUGCUUUUGUUUUAAAUCCCAAUUCUUCAGUAUCGAGUUCCAUACCGCUUAAAGCAAGAUUUAUGUAUGGAACAGCAAAAGAAUAUCCUCCGCUUUAUGGUUCCUAUCAUUCAGAUAAUGAUCUUAAAGUUUAUCUGCGUUGUUUUCAAAAACAACAAAAACAACUUCAUCCCAGAGAAAAUCAGCAAUUUGCUGAACUUCGUUUAAGACCAACCGUACGAUCAAGUUCAUCAUGCAGUGGAACAUCAAGUCUUGAAUUUCAAAAACGAGCAUCAAAAUCUGCAUCAAAACGUUCACAUCAUGAACAAAAUCAAUUAAUUGAUAAUACAGCAAAUAUUCUUGCAUCAAUGAUCAAAACACGACGAUCAAUUUAUGAAAAAUAUUUAUUAUCAGAACAAACACCGGCAGUGUAUGAAUCUCGAAAUGCAAACCCUUCUCCACGUCAAACAGAUGAUCAAUCUAAUGUACAAACAGUUCCACUAACUUUAACUGAUGCAUCAACAAAUGUAAGACUUUCAACAGCUGUUCAACAUCCUAAAAAAUCAAAACGUAGGACUGCAAAUACUCUUGAAAAAGCAUCAUCCAUCAUGCGUAAAGCGAAGCUAUGUACUAAAGGUAUUCUGUGUGAUUAUAAAGUAUCAGUUAUAACAGGAAAUUGUAAUGGUGCUUCAACAAGUGCACCUAUUCGUAUAAAAUUUUAUGGAACAAAUGGAUAUACAGAUUUUGUUGAUCUUAACAAUUCUGAAACACAUCGUGUACCAUUUUUAAAAGAUCAAACUGAUGUAUUUACUGUUCAAACGUGUCACGUUGGACAAUUAGUUGGAAUUACAAUUGGACAUGAUCAAAAAGAUAUGCGAUCAGGUUGGUUUUUAAAUAAAGUAUCUAUUAAUGAUCCAAUACGUAAAUUAACUUAUAAUAUUUUGUGCAAUGCUUGGCUAUCGAAUAAAUCAAAUGAUCAAAAGACUAUGCGUGAUUUUCAAGUGACCUCAAUGGUAUCACACAAAGAACAUAUUGAUACAAACGAACAUCAAGAAGAAAUGAACAAUCUAUCGGACUAUUCUACCACAACAACUGAAGAUACAAUAGCAUCUAAUGUCACAAGUCCAAAUCAAAAUGAUCAAUUAAUUGAUAAUAAACACACUAAAAAACAUAGAAAACAACAACAUGUAUCUAUUGAUCGAACAACAACUGCUAAAACACAAUCAUCACUAACUACAAUUACAAAUCAUCAUUCUCAAUCUCGAACAACAACAAAAAUUAAUUCAAAUUUUAAUCGAGAUGAACCUAGUUCUCCGCCGGCGCCAGCACGUCGAAGUCGUUCACCAAUUCUAUCUCGAACACCACCUACAAAUAGUGAGGAUGAAGUUAAUCUUGCUAAUCAUAGUCGUUCAACAACUCCAACGUCACCAUCAGUACGUGAUCAAUCACGUUUAAAACCUAUUUUUGAUCGUAAUACAACACCAAGAACGGAUGAAACAACAAAUGAUAUACUUAAACAUCAUUCAACAGAUCAUGACCGACCACCAGCUCGAUUGGAAAAACGUAGCCCACCAUCAUCUAUAUCACCCGAACGACCAAUUAAAAGUAACGAACAAGCAAAUGAAAACGAUGUAUAUGGCUUUUUCGAAUAA